Molecule: messenger RNA, 4524 nt
Organism: Diachasmimorpha longicaudata
Lineage: Eukaryota; Metazoa; Arthropoda; Insecta; Hymenoptera; Braconidae
Gene: Esp
Product: sodium-independent sulfate anion transporter-like
Exons: 10
Coding region: 408-2495 (695 amino acids)
Biological process (GO): transmembrane transport
Cellular component (GO): plasma membrane
Molecular function (GO): sulfate transmembrane transporter activity
Source: RefSeq, a predicted model, not a curated record
AAAACACAUUUGUGAAUACGACUCGGGGCAUUUAUAAACGCGCUCCUCAGAUUCACAUCGAUUCAGUUUUUUUUUCAAUUCUCCCUCGAACGAUCGACUAAUUUUUAACGAUUGCAACUUGUGAUUUGUGUCCGUCGGACCUGCGUGUGAUUUAUUUAUUUAAAAAUCCAAAGUGCUGCUGCUGCUGCAGAUCGACGGUAUUAGAUCGAGAUUAAUUAUAUAUUUUUAAUAUACCGAGAUUCAAUUGAACUGAUGUAUUACUCAGAGGAGGAAACGAGAGAAACCUUCAGGAGUCCAGGAAUAUAAGAGUAAUACUGGAGGUGAAGGGAUGUAAAAUCAAUCACAACAGCGCGAAUUGGCAGGAAAAAGUGUGCGGAAGGCGUUAGAGGUGAAGACAUUCGUUAAAAAUGCGGAACGGCAAGAAUGUUGAUAACAUGAAUGACAAGCCGAUCAGUGGUUACGUAAAUCAGGGAAUGCAAAAUUCACAUGAAAAUCUUGAUCCUCAUAACUCAAAUACAACACACGUGGUGAGAAAUUCCAACGAUGAACGACAUUCAGAGAUACAGGGCUCCUUCAAUUUUAUCUUGGUCGAGGAACCAGGUGAUGACGAGGUCAAACACAAAGACAGUGUCUUCAAAUCAGCCUUCCAGUACGCUGGCCAGCGUAUCAGAUCCGUCUGCACGAGGAAGAUGCUCUACAAGAGGCUACCAGUCCUGAAGUGGUUGCCGAAGUACAAUGGAGCCGAUGCAGUCGGUGAUAUUGUUGCUGGAAUAACAGUUGGGCUCACUGUGAUACCCCAAUCGUUGGCCUAUUCCCACGUCGCGGGAUUACCACCCCAAUACGGCCUGUACGGCAGCUUCCUGGGCUGCUUCAUCUACAUUAUCUUCGGCUCCUGCAAGGACAUACCCUUCGGUCCCACCGCCAUAGUCUCCCUGCUGACGUAUCAGGCAGUCGCACAACUCGAAGAAAAAGUUCUUCACGCUAUACUUCUCUGCUUUGUGUGCGGAGUCGUCCAACUAUUCAUGGGCAUAUUUGGCCUGGGAUUCCUCAUCGACUUUGUGUCUGGACCAGUCAGCUCGGGAUUUACCUCGGCUGUCGCAUUCAUCAUCGUCAGCACGCAGAUUAAAGAUAUUCUCGGAAUUUCUGCCAAAGGAGCGACAUUUAUUCAACUGUGGAAGAGUGUCGUGGAGAAUAUUCAUGACACGGAAGUAUGGGAUUCGGUGCUCGGUAUUUGUUGCAUCGUACUUCUUCUAGUUCUGAGAGUGGUCGCAUCGGUGCAGUUUGGCCCAGCAGAGGAUGAAUUACGGACGCCUCGUCACAGGAUAUUAACUAAAAUAACGUGGCUGACUGGUACCUCCCGAAAUGCCAUUCUGGUAAUUGGAUGUGGACUCUUGGGCUACUGGUUCUCACCAGAUCCACCGUUUAAAUUAAUUCGUGAGUGCCAAUUCGAUAAUGAUAAUUUAAUGAGAACAUUUAAAAUUCAAUUUGACGAAUGUGCGGGCUUUAUCCCAGGUAAUUUACCCAGUGGAAUGCCAAAUGUUCAAUUACCACCAUUCAGCUACACCAGGGAAGACAAUACAACUGUGUCAUUCUUCGACAUGUGCUCAAAUCUGGGCAGCGGAUUAUUCGUUCUCCCACUGAUUGCCCUAAUGGAGGACGUGGCCAUUUGCAAGGCUUUCGGUAAUGGACGACCUGUCGACGCAACUCAGGAAUUGAUAGCCAUUGGCAUGGCAAACAUCGGUAGCUCAUUUGUUCAGGCAUUCCCAGGUAGUGGGUCAUUGAGUAGAAGUGCUGUUAAUAAUGCCUCCGGCGUUAGAACACCGCUCGGUGGACUUUACACAGGCAUCCUGGUUAUUCUAGCACUUCUGUUUUUUACUCCAUAUUUUUACUACAUACCGAAGGCAUGCUUAGCAGCAAUAAUAAUAGCCGCUGUUAUCUUUAUGGUUGAGGUGAAGGUGAUAAAGCCCAUGUGGAGGACAAAAAAAACGGACUUGGUGCCAGGGAUUGCUACAUUUGUUGCAUGCCUAGUGCUCCAAUUAGAGAUAGGAAUCCUCGUUGGAAUUGGUCUCAAUGUUUUAUUCAUUCUGUAUCACGCGGCGAGACCGAAGAUCUGUUUAGAAAAAUUACGAACCGGUUGCGGUGUGGAGUACCUGAUGUUAACCCCUGAUCGUUGUCUGAUAUUUCCCUCGGUGGAUUACGUGAGAAAUUUAGUGACAAAAUACAGUCGUUGUAUCGGUAAUUCAGUGACACCAGUGGUUAUUGAUUGUUCGCAUGUCUACGGUGCUGAUUAUACAGCAGCAACUGUCAUAGAAACAUUGACAACGGACUUUGCUGCACGGGGACAGCCACUAUUUUUCUAUAACUUGAAGCCCUCUGUUUACGCCGUUUUUGAGGGCCUAGAGCCGUCCCACUUAAUUGUUUAUUAUACACAAGAGGCUCUGGACGAUCUCCUGAAGGACCGGGGAUACCUCAGUCAGACGAAACAUGGCGCAUGAAUUAUGGAAAAUGUGGUGGACGAGAAAUUUUGUAAAUAGUAUUCAUCAUUACGAUAGUAUUGGUCAGAGUUGUGAACAAAGUACGAAUAAUUAUAGGUUUAUUUUAUAAGAGAUUGGAUGUCAAAUUGUUCCAUGAGAUGAUGCAGAAUAGGGUAGACAGACCAAUAGGCGGGUGAGGACAAUCUGAGGUUCUCCAGGUGAUUGAAAAAUGGUAAAUCUUUUGAAUAUGAGAAAUAUUUGAAGGGGAAACAAUGAAGAAGUUAAUUGUUAAAUGACGAAGAAGACAAGGCAAGGCCAUGUUUAAUGGUUAUUCAAACAAAUUCAUCCUGGUGCAUAUUGAAAAAUGAACAAUCAUUCUUUUCGAUUAUAGUCAUCGAACAGACAGUGUUUAUUUGUCCUGGUGAAUGUUUUUUUUUCACAUUCUUCCGUCGACACUGGAAAACUCAUAAAUAAAAAUUAGCAAAUCAUCGUAUGAUUAAACUCAUAAUUUUUGCAAUCAAAAAUGAAAAUACUGGAAGUACUAGAAAAAGGUCAGUGUCUACUGAUUGGUCUGGUUACCCUACUGCCUCAUGGAAAAAUUCGAUAAACUAUUUAAUUUGUCUAAAUUCUAUCGACAUACUAAUCGUGGAGAGGAAAAUUGAAACUCAUUGGAAUUUUAAUGAAUAGUAUUUAAUUAAGUAAUGACAGGAUUGUCAUUAUCGCAUGCAGUAUUUAUUUGAAAAUAUCAGUAUCGUUUGUAGGGGACGUUGUCGCAGAAUAUUAACGCCUUCCUUCGUGUCCUUGUAAUGCCAUAUCCAUUUCCAAUAACGUUACGAUCAUUCGUGUGAAAUUCAUGAAAUUCUCACUAACACAUAGCACAGCACAAUUUUUGUUAACUGUCUUCGUCUUACGUCUUACGUUUCCGUCAUUCAACGUCCCAUCAACAUUCCCAUUUGCGGGAACAAAUAAUUAAUCCCAUUAAUCGAUUAUCUAUUGCGUAAAUUAUUGUGGACUCGAAUUUUCUUCCCCAAUGUUUUUCCCCAGAAUCGGAUAUUAAUCAACUUCAUUUGAACUCCCUCAGUUAAUAAUAUUUGCAUUUGUUAAAAACUAGUAUUCAAUGCUAUUUCUUUUUGAGUAAAUAAAAUUAAUAAAGGGAUGUGGAAGAAAAAUAAAGGGGGAAUUAAUGUCGGAGAAGAAAAGACCUGUAUUUACUGAUAAUUAGAAAACGUUGACAAUUGAUCUGUGGAAUCCGCUGGGUCUGAUAAAUCAGAUAAAAUGCCUCGAGUGAAAUUAACACAUGGAUUCUUCUGAAUAAGAAAUACAUAGAUACAUUCCGUACCCGAAAAUACUGUGAUAAUUUUGUAAAAAAAAUAGAAACAAUGGAUAAUAGUUAGUAGAACGCUAAGAGAUAAUGUCGUUUGUUCUGUUGACAGAAAUAUAUAUAUUUCCAAAAACUACAUCUUGUUUGAUGUGUACUGACACUUAUUACUACAAUAGUUUAUGUAAAUAAAUGCAUCAGUCUAUGUGACAUAGCUAGGCUCGACUGGAGUUAACAAACCCGACGAUACCAAAUACUUAUCCGCAUUGUGUUGCUAUUUACAAUUUCAUCUUCUCUGUGGUAUUUACAAUAAUUUUGUACAUGUAGUCAUUGAGCAAAAGCGUGCAAGUUUCAUCUCGUCUCAUUGAUUAAUUUUCAUUAGAUUUUCUGAUAUGAUAUUUAAGUUCUUUUCGAGACGAAUCAGAGAUUGUUGAACGGAAUCGAUAGUACUAGAUUGCAAACACGUGAAAUACCUAUGAAAAACUUAGCUUGUAAUUUUUUUUUUCAUAAAGGGGAUAAGGGAAAAACUGCUCUCUCGUUGGAUAGUCUAGGAUAUGUUUAGAAAGUAAUAAUUCUACGGGAAAUUGGAUCAAUUGGAUCGUCGAUUAAGUCCACUCGAAAUUUAUGCCAGUGAGCUGAUAGAAUCGUUGAUUGAAGGGUCGGUAGAAGUCUCGCAGUCGUUCGAUUGCUGUUUGCUGGAUGUGGGGAUGACUUCGACCUUUGGUUUUUCCU